AGGCGCAAGACCGUGCUUCCUCUGUAGAGGGCAGCUCCAGUUGGCAUCCCUAUAUGUCCUGGGACUCCCUCUGCACCGGGCAGAGGCACCGGCAGGUAUCCCCUGGCUGCGGGCCUAGGAGGUGCAGCCGCGUUUAAGUGAGGAGUGAGAGCCGCUGAGAGAGUGCAGAGGGGCGAAAAGGAGCUGAGCCCAGCUGAACUGGACCAAGCCGCUGCUGCCUGGAGGUCUGUCACAGCCCUGCGGGGCCCAGCUGAGUGAGCAGCAUGUGGCACCCCCAGACCUGCCCUCUAUCUUCUGGCCCACGGCCCAGCCCCCCCAGGAGGCCCUGACACCCUGGGGCACUUCUGCUCUGCGCAGGACCACGUGGGGGUUUGCCAUGGUGACAUAAAGGGGCGCAGAGGAAGGAAGGAGCGAGACCAGCCUGCAGACUGCGCCUCUGGCUGGGAGGGAGGGCUGGGGGCCCGGAUCUCCCACGCCUGCUGCCCGCCAAGGACCUCGCUUCUCAAGUCCCUGUGAAUCUGUUGCCCAGUGGACGACUCUCGUGCCUACCCACGUGCGGGGCCUCGGGGUGGCCGGGGCAGGCUGAGGUCCCGAGGGGCCAGGAUGCCUGCCCUGGCGUGCCUGAGGAGGCUGUGUCGUCACGUGUCCCCGCAGGCUGUGCUGUUCCUGCUGUUUGCCUUCUGUCUGUUCAGCGUCUUCGUCUCAGCCUACUAUCUGUACGGCUGGAAGCGGGGCCUGGAGCCCUCGGCCGAUGCCCCCGAGCCCGACUGUGGCGACCCACCGCCUGUGGCCCCCAGCCGCCUGCUGCCACUCAAGCCCGUGCAGGCGGCUGCCCCGUCGCGCACAGACCCGUUGGUGCUGGUGUUUGUGGAAAGCCUGUACUCGCAGCUGGGCCAGGAAGUGGUGGCCAUCCUGGAGUCCAGCCGCUUCAAGUACCGUACAGAGAUCGCUCCGGGCAAGGGGGACAUGCCCACGCUCACUGACAAGGGCCGCGGCCGCUUCGCCCUCAUUGUCUACGAGAACAUCCUCAAGUAUGUCAACCUGGACGCCUGGAACCGAGAGCUGCUGGACAAGUACUGCGUGGCCUACGGCGUGGGAAUCAUCGGCUUCUUCAAGGCCAAUGAGAACAGCCUGCUGAGUGCUCAGCUCAAGGGCUUCCCGCUGUUCCUGCACUCAAACCUGGGCCUGAAGGACUGCAGCAUCAACCCCAAGUCCCCACUGCUCUACGUGACACGGCCCAGCGAGGUGGAGAAGGGCGUGCUGCCUGGCGAAGACUGGACUGUAUUCCAGUCCAACCACUCUACCUAUGAGCCGGUGCUGCUGGCCAAGACGCGUUCAUCUGAGUCCAUCCCACACCUGGGUGCUGAUGCUGGCCUGCAUGCAGCACUGCACGCCACCGUGGUCCAGGACCUGGGUUUGCAUGACGGCAUCCAGCGCGUGCUGUUUGGCAACAACCUCAACUUCUGGCUGCACAAGCUCGUGUUUGUGGAUGCUGUGGCCUUCCUCACAGGCAAGCGCCUCUCGCUGCCUUUGGACCGCUACAUCCUGGUGGACAUCGACGACAUCUUCGUGGGCAAAGAGGGCACACGCAUGAAGGUGGAGGACGUAAAGGCCCUGUUUGAUACCCAGAACGAGCUACGCACACACAUCCCAAACUUCACCUUCAACCUGGGCUACUCAGGGAAAUUCUUCCACACAGGUACUGAUGCAGAGGACGCUGGGGACGACCUGCUGCUGUCGUAUGUAAAGGAGUUCUGGUGGUUCCCCCACAUGUGGAGCCACAUGCAGCCGCACCUCUUCCACAACCAGUCUGUGCUGGCCGAGCAGAUGGCCCUGAACAAGAAGUUCGCUGUCGAGCAUGGCAUUCCCACAGACAUGGGGUACGCAGUGGCACCCCACCACUCGGGUGUGUAUCCUGUGCACGUGCAGUUGUAUGAGGCCUGGAAGCAGGUGUGGAGCAUCCGCGUGACCAGCACAGAGGAGUACCCCCACCUAAAACCUGCUCGCUACCGCCGCGGCUUCAUCCACAAUGGCAUCAUGGUCCUGCCGCGCCAGACCUGCGGCCUCUUCACACACACCAUCUUCUACAACGAGUACCCCGGCGGCUCCAGUGAGCUGGAUAAGAUCAUCAACGGCGGCGAGCUCUUCCUCACCGUACUCCUCAAUCCCAUCAGCAUCUUCAUGACGCACCUGUCCAACUAUGGAAAUGACCGCCUGGGCCUGUACACCUUCAAGCACCUGGUGCGCUUCCUGCACUCCUGGACCAACCUGCGCCUGCAGACACUGCCCCCCGUGCAGCUGGCCCAGAAGUACUUCCAGAUCUUCUCUGAGGAGAAGGAUCCUCUCUGGCAGGACCCCUGUGAGGACAAGCGCCACAAAGACAUCUGGUCCAAGGAGAAGACAUGUGACCGCUUCCCCAAGCUGCUCAUCAUUGGCCCCCAGAAAACAGGCACCACAGCCCUCUAUCUGUUCCUGGGCAUGCACCCAGACCUGAGCAGCAACUACCCCAGCUCGGAGACCUUCGAGGAGAUCCAGUUUUUUAACGGCCACAACUAUCACAAAGGCAUCGAUUGGUACAUGGAGUUCUUCCCUAUCCCCUCUAACACCACCUCCGACUUCUACUUUGAGAAGAGCGCCAACUACUUUGAUUCAGAAGUCGCGCCCCGGCGGGCGGCCGCCCUGUUGCCAAAGGCCAAGAUCCUGACCAUCCUCAUCAACCCGGCGGACCGAGCCUACUCCUGGUACCAGCACCAGCGAGCACACGAUGAUGCCGUGGCUCUGAAGUACACCUUCCAUGAGGUGAUCACAGCUGGCCCUGACGCGUCCUCCAAGCUCCGCACGCUGCAGAGCCGCUGCCUGGGCCCCGGCUGGUACGCCGUGCACAUCGAGCGCUGGCUCAGCGCCUUCCAUGCCAACCAGAUUCUGGUCCUAGAUGGAAAACUGCUGCGGACAGAACCUGCCAAGGUGAUGGACACGGUGCAGAAGUUCCUUGGGGUGACCAACACCAUCGACUACCACAAAACCUUGGCGUUUGAUCCAAAGAAAGGAUUUUGGUGUCAGCUGCUUGAAGGAGGAAAAACCAAGUGUCUGGGCAAAAGUAAGGGCCGGAAAUACCCAGAGAUGGACUUGGAUUCCCGCGCCUUCCUGAAGGACUAUUACCGGGACCACAACAUCGAGCUCUCCAAGCUGCUGUACAAGAUGGGCCAGACACUGCCCACCUGGCUGCGGGAGGACCUCCAGAACACCAGGUAGCCACGGCCGCUGCAGCCAGAUCGCACCUUCUAGACGACGGCAGGGACGCCCGCGGCGCGCUGAGCCACGCUACCUGCAGAGUCGGGAGCCAGGCCUGGGCCGGCCAAGCACUUAUAAGCAAUACGCUGUGAGGCCCACGUGGGGCCAAGAGAAGGGGCCCGGGCAGGUGCACACGCACCUCAGAGGAGCGGCCCCUGCUGGCUCUGUGGCCCCCUGGACCUCCCUAGCCACCAGGGGUCCAUUCCAUUCCCAGCCUCUCGUGGGGGAGGCCUCUUCCUGUUGGCGGGAGGGAGUCCGUGCGACCCUCCCCUCUGUCCCUCACUGUGUUCUGCCACCCGACCGGACCUUCCCGCCCUGCCCCAGCAGGGCACCCACCCCCUCAGUAUUAGCUGCCACCUUCUCCCUUGUCCUCCAAACGGCAAGGGACAAAAAUCUAGCUAGGCCUUUUGCCAAACCAGGGAGAGACUGGACAUAUCCCUGAAGGGUUUCUAACCAGGCCGGCUGAAAGGGGUCAGCUGGCUAGCCGGAGGUGGCCCCGAGGCCGGGGGUCGGCAGGGCCACCUCGCGAGAACUCGACCCCACGUCCGGGUUCCUCCUAUGACAUCUCACCUUCCCUUUUUGGGGAAAGACUUUGGUUCCUGCAGUGUUCUCCUGGUCCUCAGUCCCUCCUGCAGGGCCCCGGGGCCGCAGAACCACCCCCUUCUUCCCACCCUGGGGUCUGACAUGCGUGGUGUUUCCUGUGGUUAAAGACUGGGGCGGUUCCAGCAUCCAUGCGUUGUCCCCACACCCACCUAGCCCCAGCCAUAGCGGAUGCAGGCUGAGUCGUACCCCAGUCACCUGUGACCGGGGGUUCCUAGAGACGACCUCCCCCACCCCUUAACCUCCUCGAUACUAAGAAGCUAAAGUAUUUUAAUAUUUGCUUUUUUUUUUUUUUCUUGGUGCCAGAGUUUAUAACCCUGGGUGCUGGGGUCGCACUGUGUUUUUUAUAUAUAUAUAUAUAUAUAUAUAAUGUGUAUAUAUAUAUAUUCUAUUUUUUUUGGUUGGGUUUGUUUUUAAUUCAGUCAUACAAGAUGGUGGCAAGCUCUAGUCUUGCAGGGCGUCUCCUGAAGGUGCCGGAGACUGAAGUGGAGGGGUCGUGUGUCAUUACAGUGUCUGGGGUCACCUGCACAUAGCACGAGGUUGUCCUUGGAGGGCCUCCACUCCUUGUUAAUCCUUCCCCCACUCCCCAUUUCCUGUACACGGCUGGCCUGGGUGGGGUGGGGGCAUUGGGCAGAGAAGGGUGGGCUCUCUCCAGGAAACUGGGACAGUUCUGGCCAAAGGAAGAGGCCGGGGCUGGAGCGGGCAAGCUGGGGCUCGAGGCUGGCCUGUCCCCCUUCCCCUCACAUGGUGCUAGGUCGGGAGCUGCCCGGGGAGCUGGGAUGCCCCCUAGCACCCACACGAGUCUCAGCCUUCCCCACCCCCCAGACAAUGGGAUUGCUGGCUUAUCUUCUGCUUGGGAUUUGCUCCUGUCCCCAUACCCCAUUCCCUUCUUUUAACAAUGUGAAGUGACUGAGGUUGGGACCCCUGUCCCCAGCCCCCUCUGACUGCCAGUUCAACCUUGAACCCGAUGCCUCCUGCCCGGACACGCCUUUUCCGAGAGAGACUAGCAGACCUAGCACCUUGGGCUGGAAUGCUCCUUGCUCAGGGCUGCAGUGGGUCCAGAAGAGGGAGGCGACCUGCCUGGCACGGGCCGCACAGCUGAGCAGGGGCACGGCUACACUGCCUCCAGGCCCAGCUGUGGUCCCUCUCCCUCAGUCACCACUGUGGCCAUUCCAGGAUAUGGGACAAACCACUCCUUCCAGCCAGGGUGCCUUUGAACCUCCCGCCUCCAGGCCUAUGUGUGUGUGCCCCCGCCUUCCCCAGCCUGCAGGGCCCAGCUGCGUCUUCCUUCUGGACCCCAGCCAUUCUUCCGUCUUCCCGAGCCCUUGCUAGCAGUGGGGAAGAGAAGGUGGCAGGCGAGCAGCAGCCUGUGCUUUCCUGGCAUGUUGUGUGCACUGUUGCCCUCACCAAACCUGGGGGCU
Messenger RNA from Ochotona princeps (American pika), 5312 nucleotides. It is a transcript of the gene NDST1, whose product is annotated as N-deacetylase and N-sulfotransferase 1. Lineage: Eukaryota; Metazoa; Chordata; Mammalia; Lagomorpha; Ochotonidae. Gene Ontology annotation, cellular component: Golgi apparatus. The transcript has 16 exons. The record is from RefSeq and is a predicted model, not a curated record. Gene Ontology annotation, molecular function: heparan sulfate N-sulfotransferase activity; deacetylase activity. The coding region runs from base 604 to 3252 and encodes 882 amino acids.